AUGUCAUACGGCAGUCUCUGCAACAUCUGCAGGAAUGUGGACUUCCACGGCAUGUUCACAGGCCGCGAUUACGGCAAUUACCCUGAUGGCUUCAACCCUUACCGGGCAGAUCUCGAUACUAACAAACAAGUCCCGAGAACCUGGCAGCACAUCAAAAUGCAUGCAAAGUGCUGUGCCUUUUGCAUGUUGACUUUCCAUCAGAUAAGUACAUUUCGGACAAUAACACGAACCCCGAACCGUCUACGCGUACCCGACCCUUUCCCAGAUGCAGGAGAAGAUGAGAUGGUGAUUACGGCGGUCGAGAUAGGAACGGGCAUGUUUGACGACGAAUUCACUCAGUGUAUUGGCUUCCAUAGCGGUACAUAUCGACAUCCCAGCCAUGAAACACUCAUGAUUCGUGGCCUUCAGCUGUGUUCUCCAGAGCUCUCUCCUACUGCAGCUUGGAAGCGUGCACGUCAAGUCAAGAAAGAAGCGGAGUCGCGUUCGGGACUUCAAGCAAACAAAGAACUCAACAUAAAAUUUGGGAGCUGUUUCGGUGGUCGUUCCGUCAGCACGGAUAUCGACUUUGAGCUCUGUAAAACCUGGCUGAGUCUCUGCAAUGAGCAGCACAAGGAGUGCAGGGAGUACAGGCCAGUGGGCAAGAUAACUCGACCAAACAGGCUUAUCGACGUUCAGAGUAGCUGCAUUGUCUCUGGAUCCUCUUCAAAUUAUAGCUAUGCCGCUUUGAGUUAUGUUUGGGGUGGUGGUACACCUGGUACACAGCUGAAGACCUCGAACGAGGAGGAGCUCCGAAAGCCAGGGAGUCUCUCUGCACCGGGCAUCAUUCUGGGCGAUACCAUCACUGAUGCCAUGAGGUUCUGUCGUCAGAUCGGUCUCCGUUUCUUGUGGGUCGAUCAAUUGUGCAUUCCCCAGAAACCGGGGUCGACCGACCCCGAGAUUCACCACAUGGCGUCAAUCUACUCUGGAGCAGCUUGUACUCUGGUGGCCUUAAGCGGCACAACGUUUUCUGACCCCCUCCCGGGAGUUCGGCCAGGCGCCAGGCAUCCUGAGCCACAGCAUCGGGCUACCAUAAAUGGUUUGAGUGUCAUGACGUGCUACCCAUCUCUUUUCACAGAAAUCGAGAGCUCAGUCUGGUUCAGUCGCGGCUGGACAUUCCAAGAAGCAGCAUUCUCUAGACGAAUCCUUUUCUUCACAGAGUCACAAACCUUCUUCCUCUGUCGGGAGACGAUGUACUGCGAGGAAAGUGUAUGGGAAGUACCAGGCGGUAGUGCGCUGGCAGCUUCAGCAAACACAGAAACGAGAGAGGCCGGGAGAAUAAAGGAUCUGAUGCUCCUCCGCUCAAACGGAUCGUACCCAGAGGGGGGCUAUUACAGAAUCGUCGAAGAGUACACCAAACGAACCCUGGGUCAUCCUGAGGAUAUCCUCAAUGCGUGGGCUGCCGCAGUCCAGUGGAUGGAGGAAGACAAGAAGUGGGGAUCGAUUUGUAGCUUCGGUCUUCCUUUGGACCAGUUUGGAUUUGCGUUGGGAUGGCAACCACUUCAUGGCCAUGACCCCGAUCCUGACAAGCAGCGACCUGACUUCCCUAGUUGGAGCUGGUCUGGCUUCCUGGGUCCAGUCGAGUGGCGUCUUGACGUACCUUCUAGUACACGGACGUCUGGUGGAGGGCGAGAGAGUGCCUGGGGUAGGUCUGGCAUCAUCAAAGAGACAGACAUCGACAAAACGUUGCGUGAAAGAUACAAUAAAUAUCUCUCACCAGUGCGUGUAUCACAAAGUCCUUUCGCGCCGCAAGAUCCCAUCCUUGAGUUCAAAACCUCAGCUGCUCAUAUCACAGUCGCCAAAGAGCCCGAUGGCAGGACUGGGCUACCACACUUUAAUAUGAUAGGUAACGACGGGUAUUCGAUUGGAAGCCUACAGUGUGAUCCUGGUUGGCGUGCCAAACAGCCAGAUAAGCUGGAGUUUAUCGUCUUUGCCACUGCCAAACUGACGGAUCCCGAGCCUCCGCAGUACUCCGGAUAUCCAGCCGGUUGUGGAACGAGCCGAUAUAAUGCAAAGAUGAGCGGUCGCUUGUUUUCCGAUCAAUGGAGUUAUGAUGCAGCUAUCUCUCGGUGGCAGGACUUAUGUUCAAGGAAACGAUUUGUACUUGAUUUGAUGUGUAUAUCCAGAGAAGAUGACGGCCUCGCUCGAAGAGUCCAGGCAGCCGAUACCUUUGACGAUAGCGACUCGACUUUUUCAGGUACCGAUUCAGAAAGCCUAGAGUCACUUCGAUCAAGCGUCUUGCGAUUCCAAGAAGAAAAUGGAAGAACUUACCACGCGAUGAGCUCUGGAAAAUACAAUUUUCCUAACGACGCUUCCGAAAGUGACCGUUUGGAUCUUCAGCAUAAUCUCUGGCUACUCACCCUUCACGGAGAGCUCGGGCUCAGUCCAAAGAUCACGGAGCCUGCCAAGAGGGUCAUGGAUGUUGGUACUGGAACUGGCAUUUGGGCUAUCGAAUAUGCCGAUCUUCAUCCCGAAGCGCAGGUCGUCGGCGUAGACCUUAGCCCUAUUCAACCUUCAUUGGUCCCACCGAACUGCACCUUUGAAAUCGAUGAUCUCGAAAAAGAGUGGAUGUGGACAGAGCCAUUCGACUUUAUCUUCUGCCGCGUCAUGACAGGAUCCUUCGCCGAUAUGGAGAAAUUCGUUCAAAACGCCUACGAUAAUCUUGAACCAGGCGGCUAUCUCGAAAUGCAAGACCUAACUUACCCCAUCGCCUGCGAUGACGGAACCCUCCCCCCAGACUGCGAGGUCCUCCGCUCCGGUCUUCUCAGCAUCGAAGCCAGCGCCAAAGCAGGAAGAGCCAUUAACCUUGCUCCCAAGUACAAGAGCUUCCUUGAAAAGGCUGGAUUUGUCGAUGUGGUGGAGAAACAGUUCAAGUGGCCUAUCAACGAAUGGCCCAAGGAUAAGCACUACAAGGAAUUAGGCAAGUGGUCUUAUGCUAACAUUAACAAUGGCUUGGAAGGUCUGUUGCUUGGAUUGUUCACGAGGUUUUUGGGUUGGAGUGCGGAUGAGGUCCGUGUGUUCUGCAGUGCGAUGAGAAAGCAGCUUCGCGAUCGAAGUAUUCAUGCGUACAUCCCGGUUUACGUGGUUUAUGGAAGAAAGCCACUGGAACAGCCUGCAGGCAAAGCCUAG
This is a messenger RNA of Fusarium tjaetaba, 3165 nucleotides long. Its product is annotated as methyltransferase. The transcript has 10 exons. The record is from RefSeq and is a predicted model, not a curated record. Bases 1 to 3165 code for a protein of 1054 amino acids. NCBI's taxonomy places the organism in Eukaryota, Fungi, Ascomycota, Sordariomycetes, Hypocreales, Nectriaceae.